Messenger RNA from Diabrotica virgifera virgifera (western corn rootworm), 2428 nucleotides. RefSeq lists its product as uncharacterized. The transcript has 2 exons. Bases 104 to 1321 code for a protein of 405 amino acids. NCBI's taxonomy places the organism in Eukaryota, Metazoa, Arthropoda, Insecta, Coleoptera, Chrysomelidae. The record is from RefSeq and is a predicted model, not a curated record.
AUUUCAUUAAAUCCAAGGUUACACAUUUCAUAUUAGAUAAUGACAUGUAAUCUCAUAUUCGAAUUGUUUUUGUACAGUAAAUGUGGUUGUGUAUACAGUAAUAAUGGAAUUAGAAGAACAAAAAGAAUUAAUUGACAAAGUCGCAAAAGAAAAUGGUUUCAGUAAUUAUCAAGUGAUUUCAAACGCAGGAUCAUCUAAAGGAGACAAUUUUUUGGGAAUAAUAAAUUCAAUUACAGUUAAAAACAGUGACAAAACGUUGAAUUUAAUUCUCAAAUCUGCUAAUACAAACGAAGCUUUUAGAAAUGCUGCUCCACUUCAUGAAAUGUAUUCACGAGAAAUAUAUUUGUACGAACAAGUUUUUGUGGAGUUCAAAAAGUUUCAAGAUAAACAUAAUAUUGUAGAUCAAUUUGUCAGUAUACCCAAGGCAUACAUAUGUUCUGCAGAAGUCAGUAAGGAAGCACUGUUAAUGGAGAAUCUAAAAACAGAAGACUACAAACUUUGGAACAAGAAAAACCCCAUGAACCCAGGACACAUAAAAGAGGUUCUAAAAGAAUAUGCCAAAUUCCAUGCUAUUUCUCUGGCCAUGAAAGACAAAUGUCCCGAAAAAUUUAAUAAUCUUACCUCUAAAGUUCACGAUAUCAUUUUUGAUGACAAUCUGGAUGUCAACGAUGAAGAAAAAUUACAAAAUUUUAUAACUUCAGUGAUGAGUAAUGGAUACGAAGCUGUAUCUGGUGAUGCAGAAUUGACAGAUUGUUUAAAAAAUGUUGAAGAUAAAAUUGUUAAUAUAUUGUCAAAAGUAUUCAAAGACGAAAAAUAUAAGUUGGUAUUGACACAUGGAGAUUGCUGGUGUAAUAAUUUCUUAUUUAAGUAUGAGGAUCCUGAGAAUAUCGAAAAUCCUUGCAGUCUUCGAAUAUUGGAUUGGCAACUUUCAGCAUUCUCUACACCAGCAUUGGAUAUAAGUUAUUUCUUCAUAGUCAACAGUUCAAAACAAGUAUUUGAUGACUAUAAAACAUAUCUCAAACUUUACCAUGAUACUGUUUCGACACAAUUGCUCAACUUUGGUUGUGAUCCACAAAAACUUUUUCCAUAUUCGUUGUUUGAAGAACACUUAGAAGUCAUGCUUCCCUUUGGUCUCUACAUGAGUCUGAUUGUCACUAAAGUAAUGGUUUCUGAACCUGAUGAAGCUCCUGAUCUUGAAAAAAUUUCGGAAAAUGAUGGCGAUCUUACAAACAGCAUGAGUUUUAGUGUUAAAAAUAAAGCUGAAUAUAAUAGACGAGUAAGAGAUGUUAUUUUGUUUUUAAAAGGCAAUAAAUAUAUAUGAUUGUUUUAUAAAUACACAGAGUGUUCCAAUGAAAAUUUGACUCCCAAAACUCAGAAACCAAAAGUUUCUUCACAAUUUAAAAGACAUGUCAAUUUCCACUGGAAGGGGGACAAAUUUUAAUGCAAAAUUCAUGCCCUCAAAUGUAACCCCCUACUGGCCCGCAUUAACCCCCAUUUUUUAAUACCAACUGUCCUCGAGUGCCACAUCAUUUAAAAGGUAUUUUUUUCUCUACAGGACACUAUAACUUUUAAUUUGCCGAAUAACUUCUUUGCCUAAAGAUAAUUUUGGAUUUAUUUAUAUUUAUUGGUUGAACAUCAGUAAAAACAACAAACAUAAAAUUUUAUCAAAUUAACCAAUUAAAUGUUCGAAAUGACCUCCUCUGACAUCCAUGCAAUAAUGCAGUCUAUUUUCAAAGCCUCUUCGUACAUUUGCAAAUACCUCCGGUGUCAAUAAUCUGUCAUUCUGUCCGGUAUUCUGUCACAAUUCUUUGUCGCAAAUACGUCCUUUGUUAGGUAUCCCAAAAAAAAUCCAAAGGCGAAAGAUCCGGUGAUCUAGCCGGCCACUCUUUUGGACCUUUCUGUCAAUCCCACGCCCUGGAAAACGUUGAUUCAAAAAUUGUCUUAUGCUAAUAUCAUAAUGUAGAGGGCCCUGUCCUGUUGGAAAGUCAGUUCAUCCUAUAAAAGAUUUGCAGAGUGUUUGAAUUAUUUUAUUGGAGGUUACUAAGAACAUUUAUUUAUUGGUUAAUUUGGUGAUAUUUUAUGUUUUUAUUAUUAUUACUGAUAUGCAACCAAUAAAUUAGUUCGAUCCAAAAUUAUCUUCAAAGUUAUUACGUAAAUUAAAAAAAAAUAAGGUGUCGUGUAGAGCAAAAAAUUACCUUUUAAAUGAUAUGCCACUCGACCACACUUGCUAAUUAAAAAAACUGGGGGUUGACGAGGGGCAGUAGGGGGCUACAUUUGAGGACAUGAAUUUUGCAUGAAAAUUGGUCCCCUCCCAAUAUAAAUUGACGUGUUUUUUAAAUUUUGAAGAAACUCUUGGUUUCUGAAUUUCUGGGAGGUCAAAUUUUCGUUGGAAUACACUGUAUAAUAUAAAUAUAGAUUUUUAGAUUCA